GAGCUCGCGAUAAACAUAGAAAUGGUCUCCAAUGGUGAUAUGAUAUGUAGCUGCAGCAGAUUAUAGCCUGCAUCAUGGAAGAAAAACAAAUGUAGCCACGGGUUGCAAAAACUAUGGUAGUUUUGCGAGCAAGCGUAUCAUUGAAUGAAGCCUGUCUACUGUAUGCAUUUGAUAUUUACAGUGGAGGCAAUUUAGUUGUCUGUCAAUUGGGCUGCUAGCUAGUGAUGGGCCAUGUUAGCUCGAUGCUUAAGGCUAACUCGUUUAUUAUACAGUAGAUGUUAGGAAUCAGGCUAGUUGACGCUACCAAUUUCACAUAUCCAAAAUAAUAGUGGAACAUCUGCGUGUAUUAUCAGAGAUGUUAUCAAUGCCAGCUAGCAUCUGAGAAGGUAUUGGAUUGAGAUUUCACCCAAUUUCCUCCAUUUGAAGAAAAGCAAACUGUCUGAGAUGGAUGAACAAAGUGUUGAGAGUAUUGCGGAGGUGUUCCGCUGUUUCAUCUGUAUGGAGAAGCUGCGGGAUGCUCGGCUCUGCCCCCACUGCUCCAAACUCUGCUGCUUCAGCUGCAUACGGCGCUGGUUGACUGAGCAGAGAGCCCAAUGCCCACACUGUCGGGCACCACUGCAGCUGCGGGAGUUGGUGAACUGCCGCUGGGCUGAAGAGGUUACCCAGCAGCUGGACACCCUGCAGCUCUGCAAUCUCUCCAAACAUGAGGAGAACGACAAGGACAAGUGUGAGAACCACCAUGAGAAACUCAGUGUGUUCUGCUGGACCUGUAAGAAGUGCAUCUGCCACCAGUGUGCUCUGUGGGGAGGCAUGCAUGGCGGCCACACCUUCAAGCCUCUGGCUGAGAUCUACGAGCAGCACGUGUCCAAGGUGAACGAGGAGGUGGCCAAGCUCCGCCGCCGCCUCAUGGAGCUCAUCAGCCUGGUGCAGGAGGUGGAGAGGAACGUGGAAGCAGUGCGAGGGGCCAAAGACGAGCGAGUGCGAGAGAUACGUAAUGCAGUAGAGAUGAUGAUUGCCCGUCUCGACAACCAGCUCAAAAACAAACUCAUCACCCUCAUGGGUCAGAAGACCUCCCUCACCCAAGAGACUGAGCUACUGGAGUCUCUCCUGCAGGAGGUGGAACAUCAGCUGCGCUCCUGCAGUAAGAGCGAGUUGAUCUCCAAGAGCCCAGAGAUCCUGCUGAUGUUCCAGCAGGUUCACCGUAAGCCCAUGCAGUCCUKUGUCACCACUCCAGUCCCCCCAGACUUCACCAGUGAGCUGGUUCCUGCCUAUGACUCAAGCACUUUUGUUCUGGCCAACUUCAGCACCCUGAGACAGAGGGCAGAUCCCGUCUAUAGCCCCCCACUCCAGAUAUCUGGCAUCUGCUGGAGACUCAAGGUUUAUCCAGAUGGCAACGGUGUGGUGCGCGGCAACUAUCUGUCCGUUUUCUUGGAACUAUCUGCAGGACUCCCUGAAACGUCAAAAUAUGAGUACCGUGUGGAGAUGGUCCAUCAGGUCUCCAGCGACCCCACUAAGAACAUCAUCAGGGAGUUUGCAUCAGACUUUGAGGUGGGGGAGUGCUGGGGCUACAAUCGCUUCUUCAGACUGGACCUGUUGGCCAGCGAGGGCUACCUCAACAUGCAGACUGACACCCUGGUCCUCAGGUAUCAGGUGCGUUCGCCCACCUUCUUCCAGAAGUGCAGAGACCAGUACUGGUACAUCAGCCAGCUGGAGUCAGCCCAGUCCAGCUACAUCCAGCAGAUCAACAACCUCAAAGAGAGGCUGGCCAUUGAGCUGUUCCGUAGGCAAAAGUCUCGCAGCUCGUCCCCGCCUGACCGGCGCCUGGGCCCCUCGACCUCGGAGAGAGACUCUCGCUCAGGGAAAGGUCCCGUGGCUGAGGAUGGCUGCCAGACCACUGCCACUGAGACCAAAGAGGAAGAGGAGGAGGAGGAGAAGACCCAGCACGACGACUCCAAUGAGCUGUCUGAUGGGGACUUGGAAGUGGACUGUCUGACGGGGGACGAGGAGGUGAACCCUCUGGACGGUAGCAGCACCUCGGGCAGCUCCACGGCAACGAGCAACACAGAGGAGAACGACAUCGACGAGGAGACCAUGUCUGGGGAGAAUGAUGUGGAGUUCAGUGGGAACCUGGAGAUGGAGGAGGGAGAACUGCCUGACGAUGUGGCAGGGGCAGCAGGAGGCUCUAACCAUGGGGCCAGGUGUCUGAGACGUGGUGGAGGUCUCUCCUCCGUUGGCAGCAACAACAGUCUGCUGGAGAUUGACCCAGUCAUCCUCAUCCAGCUACUGGACUUGAAGGAACACAACAACGUGGAGUCACUAUGGGGCCUUCAGCCCAGACCUCCUGCUUCCCUGUUGCACAGCCAAGUCCAAGUCCACUCCAGAAAGGAGCGGGGUGAGCGCCGGCCUCAGGCAGUGAGGAGAGGAGCCCCAGACUCAGGGGUCCUGAUCCGGCUCAAGGCCCAGAUGGCUGAGGUGCGCAGUAAGAUGACGGAUGUCAAGUUUCAGCUGGAGGCGCGGGGGGAGGCCAGGGGAGGACCCUCUGGCGGAGCCACAGGGGAACAGGGGCCCUCUUACCACGCAGACUCAGACCUGGGGUCCAGCAGAAAGUCCACAGAGCUGGAUCUGAUGGGGAAAGGACCUGGGGCCUCCAGACACUGUCGCUCUGGCAGCUGGGGAGCUAUCGACUGCUCUGUCAGAUGUUCAUCCAGCUGUGAUGCUGUGGUUUGUGUGGCAGGAGGGAAGAAGGCCUUGUCUCCCAAGCAGGAGGGCAGCGGGCUGGGCCUGAGGAGAGCUACAGACAGAGUGGAGAAGGAGUCGAGAGGCCAGAGCGGUGAAGAGUUGUCUAGUGAUCAAAGCCUCUUCCCCAGGGACACCCCCAAAGGAUCAGAAGGAGCUCUGAAGCCACAUAGCGUGCACAGCUCCCCUCCUUCUCUAGGCAGCUCAUCGUCCUGCUGCGACAGCAAGCCCUGCAUUUCCAAACACGACCAGGAGCAGCUCUACGGGGCUGACCUGUACGCUCUGGGGGGCCUUAACGGCAUCUCCACCUCCACCAUAGCACGACCCAGGACCCAGCCCAUGGGGGCCGGCCUGCUGACGGACAGCUCUCUGGACUGUGACUUGGAGGAGACGGCUGAGGUCCGCCAGUCACUGCUCUCCCUGGCAGAGGGACCCUCUUCACGCUCUGACGAAAGUGAGCCCUACUGCUCUAACCCUCCUCUUCCUUCACCUCUACCUCGACCCUCCUCUAUGGAGGAAUGCUAUUGUGACGGCAGUCAUCUUGUCCAUAAGCAGACGGUGGUGCUGCUGCCAGGUAUGAGCAGUGACAGUGAGAUCGACUGUGACACAGAGAACGAAGACGAGGUGGUGGCCCUGGAGGCUGGAGACUGUCGCUAUGAUGCCCAGGCACUGCCCUGUGCAGGGGCCCAGUUGAACUCUGAUGACCUGUGCUUCACCACAGGAGAGAACACCGAGAGGUGAUUCCCCGCCAACAUGGCCUCCACAGCCGGUCUAAACAGUGGCCAUCGCCGUAUGGGGACUGGAGAGCAGUGUAUAUAACUUUAAUGUACACAAGCACUUGUGUAGACACUUGCAUGCAGUCAUUCUAGUCACCGGCAACCCCAAAUGCAAUGAGAAUGCUACAACUCACUAAGUGAGCACCUUGAUGAUGACUGCAAAAUAUGUAAAUAUUUGAUCACUUUUAUUAAUCUCCAUUUAUAUUUAAAUGUAAAUUGGAUUAAAUAUGAGUUAGAAUGGGGCGAGGAACAAUAUAUUUGCGAGAGACAUUCUUUAGGCUGUCGUUGUGAAAAGUAAAAUAGUAACAUUUUAUCAUAUGCAACUAACCUCAUGGUUGAUGUUUGCAAUGUCUAAAUACUCCGAUUGGGCUUUGGUCUGGACAUCGUGAGCUCUGGUGAAUUUUGAGAAAUAAGCACAGUGCACCUGCUUCAUAACAGAAAGAGAACCUUAAAAUCUCUCUGCCUUUCUGAUUCAAUGAGGUGCUAUUGAUGUGUUUGUGUGGAGGAGCACAGUCAGGCAGGCAUCACACAGUGCUGUAAUGAACACCCCAUUCUUGAAAACAGUCUGAACGAAUGCCUUGAAGUGGACGCAUUUAGUACCUUUAUUCCUGUAUCACCAUUGAUUUAAAACUUGUUAGGAAGUCCCUUUCUGUGCAAAUCUUAUCAAUGCAAACUACUGUAUUUCGUCUGCUACUCUCGGUAGAUUGGAGUUGCUUGCCCCCCAGUAAAUCUUUCAGAACAAGAACCAGUUUUGCUGCUGUGUAGACACAUUGAAGGAUGUAUCAAUGGAACGUCCUUCUCUGGCAUGUGUAAGAGAUUGCUACCUUCUGAAUGUGUAUUGAGUAGUUUCUUAGUAGAAAUAUAGUCAUGACUCUUGCUCACAGUAGUGGAUUUUGACCGAAUUGAUUAUUCACACUGAACUUUCUUGGUUGACAGUCUGGGCUUCAAGUGCUUUUUAACCUUGUCUCGUAAUUAAACAUCAAAGCUGAUGUACCUUAUCCAUACAUACAGGGUUCUUUCUUUCACCAGUAAGUGUUUUCUGCAGCCCUUGUCAAGUCAAGAUGAGCUCUGUAACAUAGGCAUGUGUGUAGGUGUUUUUUAAAAGUUUUCUGCCCUAAUGCGAUCUUAACUCUCUGUAUUGUGUGCGCAACUCCUCCCAGUACAGCUAUUCUGCUCGUCUUUGAAAAAAUGGGUCCAUGCAAAUUAACACACUUUGACUUCUAUGAAGCGGAUGUAAUUUUGUUUUCAACUUGGUGGAUUUCUUUCUCUUUUCAAAAAAAUGUAUCCAAAUGUCACAUUCUGUCGUCUUGAUUCUAGAUUAUUUUAUUUUGCUUGUUUUCUGGGCAAAAUUUGACCAAGGCAAUAUUUGUAAAGUCAUUUGUUUGACAGAGACGUGUAAAUAAGUGUUUGUUUUGUACAAAGGCUUCCCAACAGUGAUGUGAAGUGUUCUGUUCUUUAAAGCAUGUCAUUAGAGCAAUUUUCUUUCAAUAUCCUUUUUUGCCCAUCAGAGGGUGCCAUCUCUUCCUUGUAGUUGAGCUUUGCUGUGUGACCGUGGACCAUUUUAUUUACACAGUAACAUUUUAUUAUUUUCAACCCUUGAAAAGCAAUCUGACGACCACACUAGCAUCCACAUGGACAUCAUAGCAGAAACUGUACUCUUUGUAACAUGGAGAACCAUGAACACUGGCAAAGACUUUCUUCAUUGAAAUGUACACUGAAGAGGUGACCCAACUGAAUCUGUAAACAUUUCUAUCCAUUGAAAGGGAGAUGUGUAAGAUGUCUCAAAGUAUACUGGUGUGCAUUGACUAAUAAGGAAAUAUGUUCUAAAUGCCUGAAUGGAGAGCUCAGUGGUUUACACUAUAAAUAUCUUCCUUCAGCUGUAGGAUGCCUGAUGUUUACCCCCAGCUGCACAGCCUCCUAAUGUUCCAUCAUGUGUGCCUAAAACUGCAUGGCUUCAAUGGAGUUGAACAGGCAGACGGAGGGUGGACAAUAUGCUUUAAACCUCUUAUUGUGCCCUUGUAUAUACAGCUCCAGAUUCAUCCUGAUAUGGUCUAAUUGUAUCUAUUUCACUGUCUGUUCACUAUGCACAUUUCUGUUUGUGCCCAGGUUUUAGCUGUGUGUUUGUCUGAGUGGGAAAGGGCUGACUUAGGAAAGGUACUAGAAAGAGGGUGAUUAGAUGGUUUCAAGUGUUCAAACUUUCCUUUGUGUGUUUAUUUUAUAUUGUCCCAGAAUGCAGUGGGAUUUUUAUUUGUUGUGUAUGUAUGUCAUUUUUUGUUGUAACUAAUAGAAUAUGACAUUUAACAAAUAAAAUAUUUUAUGGUUUCUUGAUA
Messenger RNA from Salvelinus sp. IW2-2015, 5842 nucleotides. NCBI's taxonomy places the organism in Eukaryota, Metazoa, Chordata, Actinopteri, Salmoniformes, Salmonidae. The record is from RefSeq and is a predicted model, not a curated record.